CUUAAAGCUUCGAGUUUUGUGGUCCGCGGAAGCUUAUCUUUACCAAUCAUAUGCUAGGGUUUACGCCGAAACUACCUAAUCCGAGCAAGGCAGGGUCAAGCUAGCAGGCUAGUAAAGGUCUCCAGGUAUCUAGAUCUAUAUUUCCUUGUUUCGUGCCUUGUAACUCGUGCAAGUGAAAACGAUCCUUCUUCAGCCUUAUCAUCCACCCCCCCUCUAUCCCCUCCUUAUGAGGCAUUCCGAAAAUUGUGCAUGUUCCACAUACGUACCUAGUAUGCUACAUAUAUCAUAGACAUCCGCUUUACCUAAGACUUUCGGUCGAGUAUUUAUAUAGUCUCCUUGUGGCGUCUGGACUUUUUUGACAUCAAUUGAACAUCAAUUGGCGACUCUUGUAUGGCGAGAGCAGUUCGUCUUCCUUCCUUCUAUAUACCUACAUUUUCUUGUCACAUCACGAUUCGGAGUUACUAGCUGAUCAGCUGCACGACCCCUAUACUCUUUUCUUCCGCAGAACUCAAUUCGGUAUGGCUCUAACGCAACCCAUCACAGUCGAGGCUCUGCCAGAUCUCCUCAAGGAUGAUACCAAGGUUAAGCUGUCCGGAGUUGACGUCGACGGGAUGCUACGAGGGAAGAUCGUGUCCAAGAAGAAGUUCCUAUCGAUAGCCAAGGAAGGAUUCGGUUUCUGCAGCGUCAUUUUUGGCUGGGACAUGCACGACAGGACUUACGAUAAGGAGCUCAAGAUUAGCAAUAAGCAGAACGGUUAUCGCGACUUGAUCGCCGUGCCUGAUUUGAAUAGCUUUCGGCGCAUCCCUUGGGAGGACAACGUUCCUUUUUUCUUAGUUAGCUUCUUCGACGACGACUCGAAACCGGUGUGCGCCGAUCCGCGCGGCCUGCUCAGAACUACGGUCGAGAAGCUGCGAAAGGAGGGCUACGACGCCAUGGCGGGAGCCGAGAUCGAAUUCUUCCAAUUUAAGGUGCCCUCUUCGUCCUCAUCCACCACGGAUUCCCCCGCCCCGUCCGUUACCGCGUAUCUAAACGACAAUCCGCCGCACGCGCUACCGCCCUUGACCGAGGGAAUGUUCGGAUACAGCGUCACGCGACCAACUCUCAACAAGUCGUAUUACUACGACGUGUAUAAUUCUUGCGCUAAAUUCAAAUGCGAUCUGGAAGGAUGGCACACCGAGAGCGGGCCCGGAGUUUACGAAGCGGCGCUGGAGUUCGGCCAGAUAUCCGAGAUGGCCGACCGCGCAUCUCUUUUCAAGUACGUCGUCAGGUCGGUAGCUAGCGGCUACGGCAUCACCCCCUGCUUUAUGGCAAAACCGAGGCACGGUCUACCGGGAAACAGCGGGCAUACCCACGUGUCCGUCGUAGAUAAGGACGGCAAGAAUCUAUUCUUCCGCGAAGAAAAGGACGAGAACGCCAAGUAUCCCGACAUCGCCAACUUGAGCGAUCUCGGAAGACAUUUUCUCGCGGGUAUCUUGGAGGGAUUGCCCGACGUGAUGCCCAUGCUUGCGCCUACGAUAAAUAGUUACAAGCGGUUGGUCGAGAACUUCUGGGCCCCCGUGACCGUCUCCUGGGGCCUCGAACAUCGCGCCGCGUCCGUCCGGCUAAUCGCACCGCCAACUUCUAAACCCGGCGCGACUCGGUUCGAGGUUCGCGUGCCGGGAGCAGACGCGAACCCUUACUUCGUCAUGUCGGCCGUGUUGGCCCUGGGCUGGCGCGGCGUAGAGAAGAAGCUCGAAAUUCCGAUCCCUCCGCUUGGAAAAGAGCAGGACGUGGGAGACACCGCCGACCAAGGUGCCCGACUGGCGAGAAAUUUGAGGGAGGCCACCGACAGGUUUAUGCGAAAAGAUAGCAUCGCUCGCGAAGUGUUCGGUGACGAUUUCGUGGAUCAUUUCGGCGGCACCCGGGAGAACGAGAUCCGGUUGUGGGAUGAGGCCGUGACGGACUGGGAAUUGAAACGAUACAUCGAAACGGUAUGAGUAACAUGUAACGGUUGACGCUUGUUGAUGAUGCUUUUUAGUCUGGAUGUAUGAUAUCCUGUAUAACAGCCCCGAGACGAGAUUGUCAUUCUUCCCGAUAGAGCUUUGAAAUGAGAAAUUGUAUUUUUUUGAGCGCAGAGCUUACUAGAUUACGACAACCCGCGUAUUAAUAUGCGACUUUGGUAAAUUUAACCAACAGUCAGAUCUCGUGACUGGAUUAUGUGAGAUUCUCAUUUCUUAGUCUCGAGAUAGUUCCGGGUAAGUAUAACCGUCGGUCCUUUUAUAGAAGCUUGAAGACAACAAGUUGCCAAGGCUCUUAUGUUCGACUGGCAAAAGUCGAAUAUCUAGGACUUGCCCGACUGGUUGCACAAGAUUCAAUUAAGAGACAGCGACGGCUCUAAUAUACGCCGUUUUCGUUGCGGGUCAGUGUAGUACAGCCAUGAUCUCUAGG
This is a messenger RNA of Annulohypoxylon truncatum, 2427 nucleotides long. RefSeq names its product putative glutamine synthetase. The record is from RefSeq and is a predicted model, not a curated record. The coding region runs from base 519 to 1976 and encodes 485 amino acids. The transcript has 2 exons. Gene Ontology annotation, molecular function: glutamine synthetase activity. Lineage: Eukaryota; Fungi; Ascomycota; Sordariomycetes; Xylariales; Hypoxylaceae.